CGAACUGGAGGCACCCCUUUCCCCUCCCCCUCCAGCAUCCUUGCUGGCCCUACACUCGGAUCCCUGCCAAGGACGGCGUUCCCCAAAGCUCAGUUGGACUGAUAGAUCCCUAGGUGUUUGGUACGAGUAUAGCUGAUGGACUGAUUUCCCCCACUUCCUUUUCUACCUGAUCCGAGACACUUGUGGUGUUUUGCAAUUCUUAUAACAAUGCACAUGCCCGUAUAUCCUGCCUAGUCCUGCGCAUCUAGCUUUUUCCGUCGGAGCCAAGGCCAUCAGGGUGUCUUUGAUUGAAAUAGAAGCUUUUCAUGUAUGUUGCGUGUUCAACCCUUGAAUUUGGAGAGGGACAGCUAUUGCAACAUCUUGUCAGUCUAUGUCAUAUCAUCCAAGAGGUGUGGGAUAGACUUGACCGACCUCGGUGACCUUCUUGACGCUUUUGGCGCUGAUCCCUCUCUCUCCAGCUUGCUUUGCAUUGAUUCCAGCUUCUUUCAUCAACCUGCCUCUCCCAUCAGUAUUCUAGACUUCCUCCAGGACGAUAGCCUUUCCGCAGCAACUCACGUUUGCAGAAACAGAGCGUAAUCGAGAAAUAUCUAGAUUGCCGUUAGCAUACCGUGCAGUGCAUCGCAUACAACCACGACGCGUCUCGCCCGUGUUAGGCUUACCAAAACAUCGACAUUUUUGGUCACAUUGCGCUUCGAGUGGGCUUUGACGAUCUUUUUGACCGUGGCCCGAGGAUAUAACUUUUGCCCGGCUGCCAUUGUCGUGGAGAUAGUGCGCGGCGUUUCUUGCAGAAGUGGUUGUGGUACGUGUUAUUGUUGAGCCCUGAGCUUCAGCCUCCCGUUCCCACAUUUCAGAGGUCAAGACUCAAGCAGCCAAUCGCCCUACAAGGCUGCCAGGUCCUCGCUGCGAGGGUUGACCAAUCGGGAAGCUCAUCGGAUACGGAGUUCGGCGUUCGAAUCCCGAUCAGGUAGCUGCUGCCACGGCUGCUAAACGACAUCGCAAUGUACCCCUCCAUGUGCCCCUCUCUCCCCUCAUCCACGAGGACGGUGUGUGCAACGCUUCUUUCUGCCGGUAGACUCAAUCCUCGUACAUCCUCUAGGCUCUUCUCUCUGUCUGCCAGGUCUCUUUACCCUUCCUGUUUGGAAACUACAAAAGGCAGCCCGCAGAACCGCAAUUUUGUUGUUCCCAAACGCACUUCUAUCCGCUGCUCCAGCCAACCCCCACCAAAUCGAUUCAUCCUCUCUCCCUUCCACACCCAUAACGCUCGAUAUCUUGCAAAAAUGCCUCCCUCAGACGUCUUGGACCGGGAUAUUCUUCCAGACAAUCUUAAAGCAAUCAAUUAUGCCAUUUCCAUCUACGACAUUGAAUUGGGCGGUAAUUUCACUUACCAAGGCACCGUUAGCAUUCUCUCCAACAUCACCAAGCCAUCCAAGGAAAUUACUUUGAACACCCACCAACUCAAGAUCCACAGUGCAGAGUUGAACUUGGGAGAAAAGUCAAUUAAAUCUACUGGCACUUCGUAUGAUACUUCAAAGCAACGUGCAACUCUAUCCUUCUCUGAUGACUUACCUGUUUCUGACAAAGCUCUUCUGAUCAUCAAGUUCGAAGGAAUUAUUAACAAUGAUAUGGCUGGCUUCUAUCGUUCGAAAUACAAGCCAGUCGUACCACCGGCUCCUUCUGUACCAAAAGAUGGUGAUGAACAUGUCAUGUUCUCAACGCAAUUCGAGAGUUGUGAUGCUCGUAGAGCCUUCCCUUGUUUUGAUGAGCCGAAUCUUAAGGCCACCUUCGACUUUGAGAUUGAGUUGCCAGAAGAUCAGGUGGCGCUGAGCAACAUGCCUGAGAAGAGCACCAAGAAGUCUAAGGAUGGGUUCAAGGUGGUUUCUUUCGACAGAACCCCGGUUAUGAGCACCUAUCUUCUUACUUGGGCUGUGGGUGAUUUUGAAUACAUUGAAGAUUUCACAAAACGCAAAUACAAUGGAAAGAAUCUUCCAGUUCGUGUUUACACCACCAGAGGUUUGAAGAGCCAAGCUCAAUACGCGCUGGACCAUGCUCCGCAGAUCAUUGAUUACUUCUCCGAUGUCUUCGAUAUCGAAUAUCCUCUACCAAAGUCAGAUCUGCUUGCUGUUCAUGAAUUUGUAUGUCUCCACUUUCUUACAUGUUACCACCGCUAGUACUACUUGCUCGGUCUUGUUCAAAGGCGGAAGAGUGGGGAGAAUGACUUUAACAUCAAAUUUUCAUACUCACUUGCUUUUGCCUGGAUAUCCACGAUCCAUUGAUAUGAGAAGCCCAAAACAUCGGGGAACGGCGAUUAGCCGACGCGUCAUCUCAAGUCAAUUUUCAUGUAUCUUGUCACCACAAGAGCACCUUUAUUAAGCGAACUAUCAAUUUCAAAUAUUUUGCUAACAUCAUGUUUUCAGUCACACGGAGCAAUGGGUUAGUCCACCAAUCUUCCUUGAGCCAAAAACCUAGGUAGUUGCAAUGUUUGCUGAGAACAAGUGCUAAUAUGAUAAUAGAGGGUUGGGGUCUUGUUACCUAUAGAACCACAGCUGUAUUAUUCGAUGAAAAAACCUCAGAUGCGAAAUUCAAGAAUCGCAUUGCAUAUGUUGUUGCUCAUGAACUGGCUCACCAGUGGUUCGGUAACUUGGUCACCAUGGAUUGGUGGAGUGAACUUUGGCUCAAUGAAGGCUUUGCAACUUGGGUAGGUUGGUUGGCGACAGAUAAGAUCCAUCCGGAAUGGAAUGUCUGGUCUCAAUUCGCUUCAGAAGGCAUGCAAACCGCAUUUACUCUCGAUUCCCUUCGAAGUUCGCAUCCGAUUGAAGUGCCGGUCCGGGACGGCUUAGAUGUAGAUCAAAUAUUUGAUGCCAUCAGUUACCUGAAAGGAAGCUCGAUGAUUAGGAUGUUGGCGACACAUCUCGGUCAGGAAACCUUCCUCAAAGGUGUUUCCAACUACCUGAAAUCGCAUUCUUAUGGAAAUGCAACAACAAAUGAUCUCUGGUCCGCUCUUAGUGAAGCCUCUGGUCAAGACGUAAACUCUCUGAUUGACAACUGGAUUCGAAAGAUUGGCUUUCCUGUCAUCACCGUCGCCGAGGAACCCGGCCAAAUCAGUAUCAAGCAAUCUCGCUACCUAUCAACUGGGGAUGUCAAGGCAGAGGAAGAUACCACGACAUGGUGGGUUCCACUUGGAUUGGAAGGCAAGACAGGAGUCAAAGGUGCUUCUUCUAUUGGCUUUACUAAGAAGGAGGAUACCAUUCGGGACAUUGAUGACUCUUUCUACAAGAUCAACAAAGACAAUGCCGGAUUCUACCGAACCAAUUACCCUCCUGCUAGAUUGGCAAAACUCGGUACUCAAGUUGAUCGUCUCAGUGAUCUUGACAAAAUUGGUAAGACUAUUCCCGCCUGUAACCGGAAAUGAUUACAAUUUUCUAGGUCUAAUCGGUGAUGCUGGUGCGUUGGCUCUGAGUGGCCAGGCUACCACCCCAGGACUUUUAGCCUUCGUCGAGGGUCUGCAAUCAGAGACUAAUUACUUGGUCUGGUCACAAAUCCUUGGCUCCUUAGCAACUGUCAAGUCUGUCUUUUCCGAGAAUACUGAGAUAGCAGAUGGCUUGAAGAAGUUUACCUUGAAGUUAAUCACCCCAGCUGUGGAGAAGAUUGGCUACGAGACAAAACCAAAUGACGAUUUCCUCACUUCCCAACUUCGUUCUCUCCUGUUAUUGACCGCCGGUUUGAGCGGCCACGAACAGUAGGCCAACGAUAUUCCUUUCGGUAUGCAAAAGCUAAUAGAUAAUAGAACCAUCACGGAUUCCACGAAGCGAUUUGAGCUCUACACAAGCGGUAAAGAUACAUCCGCGAUCCAUCCUAACCUCCGUUCCGCCAUCUUCGGGAUCAACGUCCGCCUAGGCGGCGCAACAGAAUACCACGCCCUCAAGAAAGAAUGGCGCGAAACCCCCUCAGUCGAUGGGAAAGAGAUCGCGCUCCAAGCCAUGGGACGUAUUCAAGAUAUCUCUCUCCUCCCCGACUACCUCGACUUCCUCUUCAACGAAAUCGCCAGCCAGGACAAACACACAGCCGGUAUGGCACUAGCUGCUAAUCCCAAAACACGCGCCGCGUUCUGGAAAUAUAUCCAAGAGAACUUUGAGGACAUCUACAAGAGUAUGAGUAAGAACAUGGUCGUCCUUGAUCGCUUCUUGAAGGUUAGCUUGAGUAAGUUCUCUGAGCGGGAGAAGGCGGAAGAGGUGCAGAAGUUCUUUGAGGGCAGGGAUAAUAGGGGUUACGAUCGCACGCUUGGGGUUAUCAAUGAUAGUAUCUUGAUGAGAGCCUGUUAUCGGGAGAGGGAUGGGGAGGUGAUUUUGGAGUGGUUGAAGAGUCAUGGGUAUGCCUAGACUUGGGGGUGUGUAGAAGGGCUGGGAGGUAGAGAGGUGUAUGGGGAUAAAAGUACCUUCGUAGGGAAUGAAUAGUAUAAAAUUGAGUUG
Hymenoscyphus albidus is the source of this 4466-nucleotide messenger RNA. NCBI's taxonomy places the organism in Eukaryota, Fungi, Ascomycota, Leotiomycetes, Helotiales, Helotiaceae. The record is from the annotation of a GenBank genome assembly.